AUGGCAUUCAAAAAGUUAAUAUUUAUUACAGCAUUUUACAGUUUAAUCAAUUAUUUAACAAAUGAUGGUAAAUGCACAUGUCAAUCAUUUAAUAACCCUCUUGUACAGCCACAUUUUGAAAUGGAAGACGAAUAUCAAACAUUUGGAGAAAAUGAUAUAAAAGCGGAAACAGAGCCUGUACCAGAUGAUGGAAAUGUAAACAAUGGUGGAAAUAAUUUUAACAAUUAUAAUGGAAAUGAUGAUGGGGAUGAUGGGGAUGAUGAUGAUGAUGAUGAUGAUGACGAUGAUGAAAUAAUUAACAAUGAUGAUGAUGAUGAAAUAAUUAAUAAUAAUGAUGAUGAUGAAGAUAAUGAAAAAAAAAAAUAA
Messenger RNA from Plasmodium berghei ANKA, 366 nucleotides. RefSeq names its product parasitophorous vacuolar protein 3. NCBI's taxonomy places the organism in Eukaryota, Apicomplexa, Aconoidasida, Haemosporida, Plasmodiidae. The transcript has a single exon. Bases 1 to 366 code for a protein of 121 amino acids. The record is from RefSeq and is a predicted model, not a curated record.